This is a messenger RNA of Fomitiporia mediterranea MF3/22, 1872 nucleotides long. RefSeq lists its product as uncharacterized. The coding region runs from base 251 to 1009 and encodes 252 amino acids. The transcript has 2 exons. The record is from RefSeq and is a predicted model, not a curated record. Lineage: Eukaryota; Fungi; Basidiomycota; Agaricomycetes; Hymenochaetales; Hymenochaetaceae.
CUUCAAUUACUUUGCUUUUGACUUUCCAAUUGGAUUAUCCAUUCAGGAAAAUUACCAACGCAAUCGCGCAAAUAAGGACUCUUUUCCUUAACUUGCGACUUUGCAUCAACCACCACGUCUGGUUUAGACAUCGUGUUACUCGCCCUCUUUACUCAAACUAGCAUCACGCUUUGCACCAGAUCCCCAUAGCCGUCGCCUGUCAGUGCUAAGAGCUCUGUCUACUACACCCUUGUGUCUUCUUUCAGCAAUAAUGUCGACCCAACCGGCACUCUUGGUUCAUCCACGCCUCUGGCUAAUUCCUGUGCGUGCAGGAUAUCAGGAGAAAUGGGACCAGAAGAGAAACCAGGCGCCUUACGAGGAUAUUAUGCGCAUGCUACUUUCUUGGCUGUCUAAGUUGAUGGUCUAUACCCACCUGCAACAUAACGCGAGUUCGGAAUACUAUACCAACUCCGACUAUGAGGUGUCCCCUGGCGCAAGUAUUUGUGAACUUGCCGAACCAGAGGAGUUCCUGCCAUCAGGGGAUGACCCAAUCCACAUUCCGUCUCCCCGAAAGGACUACUAUUUGAAAUUGCAAGGCGAAGAUCAUUUUAGCCAUGUCGUUCAUGCCAGCGACAUCAACUCAGACACAUUCUGUGGUUUUGUUCGGGUCUUCGUGGCUGAUAGGCCGUUUUACGACCCAAGCGGCCCCCCAGAAUGGUCAGCCGUAUACAAAGCGCUGUACGAGAUUUGUGGCCGCAGGUACGCGCAGAGCCUCUCGGAAGACGGUCAUUCGAUACUUCAUCCGGUGAAGGUGCUCGAUACGAAUGAAGUUGCGGAGCUACUCGUUAAUUCGGAAGGCGUCAUUGGUAGACGCACCACAUACGAAACUCUGAAGGUUAGGAUCUUUGAGGAAGCGAACUCGUACAGCGAGACGGAAUUUUCAGCCCUCCCUCCACCUCGGCCUAUAUGCAAGCGACCUACAAGUGUUGGCCAUUUGCCGGGCUGCAAGUGCACGAAGGUUUGGGGAUGAAAGGAAUCCAUCAUUCUGCGAACUCUAACCAAGGCGAUCAUCCAACCUUACUGGACAUAUCAAACGGAGCACCUCUAACACUCACCGCAUAUAAAUGUGCCAUCUACGCUGGAACGAUCACAUAUGAAUAUGAAUAUUCUUCCCGAUAACUUUCUACCAGUUGUUAUUUGUAGCGAAAUACCUUGGACGCCUACUGGUCACGAAAUCGGCCACUGUGGGGACAAUGUACAUAGGAACAAUCCCGAUUACCCUUUCCCCCUCCCCUCUCUUACACACCAAUAGUAUGUUCUAGUAGAAGGAUUGGCGAAGCGCGCUGCAAAAUGACUUCAAAGCUAAUGUACCUUGGUCAGACUAUAAUUCGAAUUGUGUAUUGCUUAGUGCAUUAUAUCAAACUCAAGUAAAAUAACUCAAUCAGAGAUUUCCAGAUUUGGUUUGCUCGGUUAUCCUGCAGAUGAUCGAUGGCGCCUGGAUUGGUAGACGAUGAUCAAAAUCCGAGUCCAGGCGUUUCUGGAAGAGUCAUGGAAAACGGAAGCAUUUGUAAAAGUACCAUAUGCUAAUUCAAGUUCCAAGACUUUGCCUGCUAUUGAAAGGGACAUGAGAACAGUCUUCUCGACAGCAGUUACGGAGAAGCCCGAUGGUUAUUCAGUGGUGAUUAAGAAAAGUACCUUCAUUGAAAUGCACGGGUGAGAAAGGAAGAAAGAUUCCGUGGGUAUACCUCGGCAUUGCAUUUCUUCAGGAAAUCACAAAGCAUCUCCGGCGGCGAACCGGUGCGAGAUGGGGAGACGCAGUUCAACAGUUACUACCAAGUUGACGAACGUGUCCGGUAUCUGGUUGACUGGGAGAUAUUCGCGGGUCCAGGCUGC